Myodes glareolus (Bank vole) is the source of this 5609-nucleotide messenger RNA. RefSeq names its product putative endogenous retrovirus group FC1 Env polyprotein. The record is from RefSeq and is a predicted model, not a curated record. NCBI's taxonomy places the organism in Eukaryota, Metazoa, Chordata, Mammalia, Rodentia, Cricetidae.
CUGGGGACACACUUUGAGAAACCCAAGUCUCGGGUGUGACCCUGGCCAGUCACACUGGCUAAAAUUCAUUCAUUGUCAGACUGGUGAGUCUCUGAACAACCCCAGACCCAUUACAUCUGGAGGUCUCGUCCAGCUCUGGGUGUUCAGCCAGAUUCACCCUUUUCUGUCCAGCCUUGAGUCCUGGGGCUCCCAUUGUACUGAGAGCCAAGACUUUGCAUAGACCCAGCAUUUGGAGGGAGUCAAGUGUCCUCAAUGCCUAGAUCUCAUUGAGAAGCCUUGGGACUGGGAGCUGAGUGAUUCGGAUAAAACCAGCAUUCGGAGGCAACCACGGACAGGUUCUCAACACCUGAAUUGUGGAAAAGAGGCAUCUGAAGCCCUACCAGAGGUAAAUUUCUGUGUGUAGCAUGCACCUGUCUGUGAGACUCAUGGGAAAGCUGGUGGGACCCAAGCUUGAGGGACCACCGGGACAUCAUUGGCCCUUGGUAUUUGUUUCUGGAGGUAGGGGUAGUCUUCCCAGAAGCAGGGGUUGGCCACCAAGUUAGAGAACUGUAUGUUUUGUGUUAUGUGGGCUGCUUUUUGUGUCAGUUUUUCAUUUUUGAGCAAAUUGAACAACAACAACAACAACAACAACAAAUCUUCCACCAAGAAAGGCCGUUUAGUUCUGACGAAGUCUCAUUUUAAGGAUUUCCAGAGAGGAGCCAAGGAGUCUGGAGAACAGGUCUAUAUAGGAAAACUAACUGCCUUUUGUUCCUUUGAUUAGCCUUCAUUUCAGGUGGACUAGUCAUGUGACGGUUCCUUCAAAUUUUCUCUUAUUUACAGAGCGCAACAUGUGAUCUUUAGUAAACCAGGACACAUGGCCAGCUCCCCUACAAUUUGUCUUGGAAAUUCCUGGUAGAGGAAUCUCCAUCCUGGAUGAGAAAGUACCAGCCAAAUCCUUCCUCUAAUGCCGCCAUUUUUAUUUCAGAAGAAAUCAAUAAGACCAAGGGGCAGGGCAGAUUUCAGCCUCACGUUCUACUAGCCCCACCAGAAGAAGAUGUGCCCCCACCCUAUAUGCCUGGGGCAUUAGGAAGAAAGAGGAAUCUGCGGCCAGAGGCACUCCUGAGUCCUGCUCGCAUCCAGAGUGGGUCCUCCUACCAACCCGUCUUGCCAUCAUUCAUUGUCUCUAACUUUGACACCUAGUCCCCUUCUGACUUUCUCUCAGGUGCCUCUUGUCUGCCUGCUUUUCCUGAGGCUGUGAUAGUCUUCAUUUGCUUCUGUCUCAGGGACACACGCUGUAGCCCCUAGGCCGCCUAUUUCACUUGUACCAUUCUCGAUACUCCCCCAGAUCUCCACCUCUAGCUAUCCUCCCCUUCAGAGGGACCCCAUCAUGGGGAGUCAUGCAGAGCAAGGAAGGCAGGAGGGGCCAUCAGUCAGUCAGCUAUGGUCUGUGUUUUCCUCUCUACUAGUGUUCUGUAUACCUGGAAGCUCCAAAAUCUUUUUCCCAGAAAAACCCCAAAGCGUAAUCUCUGUGCUAGAAAUGGUGUUUUACAUGCAUCAAGCGACUUGGGCGGACUGUCAGUAGCUACUUCAAACCCUCUCCACUAUAGAGGAGAAGGAGUCUGAUGGGAAGCUCAGAAGCAGGGCUUGGGAAAUAGUGGGAGACUGACUGCUGAUCUGGUGACAAUUGAAGUUUUUCCUUCCCGAAAAUUAGACCAGGAUCCGAAUCCCCACAAAGGUAGGGAGUCUCUUAACCUCUUUCUUCAGACUUUGCUGGGCAGGCAGUCUCUAGCCCUAACAGAAUGCCCCACAAAUUUUGUGCCCCACCAAUUUGUCUAAGGUAGAUCAGAUAACUCAGGAUUCAGAUGAUUUGCCAUCUGCUUCUCUGGAAUGCUUCUUAAAAGUUUAUAUUUUGACCAGGAGGUCACAGAAAACCAGAAGGCUAUCAAUAUAGCUUUUGUUUCUUUAUCAGCAUCGGACAUUAGGAGAAAGAUUCAGAAAAGAGAGGGCUUUGAAGCAAAGGUACGUAGUUAGAGCUAGUUGAGAUUGCUUCCCUGGUAUUCAAGAGGGACACUCUGGAGGACAGGUAGACUAAGAACUUAGCUAGAAUUGUGGUGGUAGCUGACCAUGGAGCAGGACUUUGGCACCCAAGAUUCAUGAAAGAAGGACGGAAUUCAAGGGAAGUAGAUCCUGGGAGAGGUCUUAGGGUAAGAAAACCCGACCAUUGGGAAGGCAAAUGCCCCGAAAGGGGUGAAUAUUUUAGUGUAAAGAAACCAACUAUUGGAGAAACGCAUGUCCAAGCCCAAAAGCAAAGGUCUGCAUUUAUGCUUCAACUAGAUACAGACCGGCAGGGUCUAGCCUCAACCACCCCUCCCCUGGAGUCCAGGAUUACUCUGAAAGUGUGUGCUGGGUUGGGGUGAGCAUUCCAAACAAUUUCCUCAUGGAUAUGGAAAUGGGAUUUCCCCAGUUCCUUGGUUUUACAGAGAGUGAGUAAACCAUUAAGUAAGAAACACUUUAAUACAAGAAGCUACUGGUUCACAAAUCUGCUCUUGGACCACCAGAGAACUGUGGACCUGGGAAAGGGGGUUGUGACCCACUCUUUCCUAGCCAUGCCUGAGUUUCUGUACCCUCUGUUGGGGUACGACCUGCUCCACAAACUAAGGAGAAAAAUACAUUUUUGAAAGGAUGAGAUAAUACCUAGAUUUGGACUGCUGUUGUUCAUAGGGUUAGAUAAUGGACCUACCUUUAUGUUUAGGGUUACCGAGAGCAUUUCUGCUGUUCUGGGAUCAAUUGGAAAUUACAUUGUGUGUGCUACCUGCAAAGUUCAGAACAAGUAGGGAGGAUAAAUUUGACCUUGACUAAGCUAACUUUGGUGACUGGUGAAAGAUAGGUGAGAUGGGUGAGGCUCCUUCCCUUUGCUCUUCUUCGAGCUCAGUGUAGUCCAUAUGUAAAAGGCGUAACUCCAUUUGAAAUCCUCUUUGGGAGACCCCCCUCUCAUUCUCUCUUAAGUGGAACUAGCUCCCGAAGUUACUAACUACCAACUGUUCAGUCUGUACAGGCUCUGCAACUGAUUCAGGACAGUGUGACCUCCUCGCUUUCCAAGUUCGCCGCCACGUCAUCCACACUCCUUUCAGCCAGGAAAUAAGGUGUGGAUCAAGAGACUCUGAGCUGAGAUACCAGGACGACCACACCUCAUCAUUCUGAUCGUCUCCCCCGGCUGUCACGCUGCCACGGCAGAUAGCGUCUAGACAGUGCCCAGCGUCCACACCUGGAUACAUCACUCUCAGGUCAAGCGUGCCAUUGGGAAUAACAACCUAGCUGCAGAAAAGUGGACUGUUAUCAAGGCCUGUGAAGAUCCACAAAAGACUAGAGUGACAUGGGUUUUAACUUAAUGGUGUUGUUUUGUCUGGCUAUAUCCCCUUCUGUUCUUUCCUGGAACCCAAGUUGGAAGCGCCCACCUCCCCGGGCUCCUAUACCAACCAAACCAACUCCUAGUGCAUGGAAGUUCCAAGUAAUUGCCUUGGAAAACCGCAACAAGACCAUAGCCUCUACCUUCUGUCCGGUCACAGGAUGUGCAAGUACUAUCAGCCUCACCUUUGAUAUAAGGGAUACCUGCCAAGGGAAAUGCAUAAAUGACUUCUACAAUGCUAUGACCUCUCCCAUAUAUGUCUGUUUUGUGUAUGAGCAGACUCGCUCAGACUGUCGGGACCCAAAUUACGGAGGAUGUCCACACUGGGGCUGCAAAUACCAUAGUACCUGGCCCAGAUGGGGUGGAGAAAAUCCUUCCAGACUCAACUCGGUUGAUUGGCAUACGAAGGUUACCUACUCCAUCCCUGACCCCUGGAAUGAUAGAUGGAGGAGGGGGGUCGUGGGUUUAGUCUACAGACAUAAUGAGAAGGAUACAGCCUAUGACGGGAGAACUAAGAUACUCAUCUUUAGAGCUUUAGCCAAGUUCACACCUUAAAAUUCCUUUACUCAAAUGCUAUAAAUACUGUACCUGCCCUGGCCCUGUAGCUGGGGUUCACCGACUGACAUCACUUCCUGCCACAACCACCUUUCUCUCUCCUCCCACUAACCCAACCUCUCUGGCCUCCUUUGAGUCCCUAAUGGACAUGUUAAUACCAUAUACUUGCUCAUGAAUGUAACUAACCCAAAUGCUAUGUCUAAUUGCUGGCUCUGUAUCUCCCCCAAACCCCACAACUAUGUAGGACUCACUAUCUAUCAGAGCCCCAGUUCACCCAUUCCCUUUGCUAACUGUCCAUGGUUGUCUUUCCACUUGACCAUCGAAUUGAUUAACCUAGACCAAAUUCAAGGUGUGUGGGGGAGAUCUACCCCUUUGAGAAUAAAUGCAGAUUCGCUGUAAACAUUUCUCAGUUCCUAGCGACCACAUCGCCAGUGUUCAUUCCGUCCUUCACGGCUUGGCAGAAACUGUCUAGCUGUUUUGGACUGAUGGAUUACACUAUGUCUGUCUAUCUGACAUAUGUAGCAAGCCCCAAAACUCUGCAUCUUGGUAUCCCUGCUCGUCCAGUGUGUAUUUAGGAUGGUCCAGCAGGGAGAGAGCACUUAUAUUUGCAGCCUUCCAGUCCCCGGGUGCAGGAAAAACAACAGCUUGCCAUUCCCCUCCUCUCAAUAAAGCUUAGGCUCAGCUACAGCAGAAGCUGCUCUUGGUGCCGCAGGAACAGCAAAGGCUGGCGUUAACUUCAAAAACAUAGGAUGUCAAAUAACCUCCGAUCUAUCCAUAUUAGAAAAAAAAAAUCUAUUGCCAAGCUAGAGAAACAGGUGGACUCAUUAGCUAAGGUGUUUCUACAGCGUGGGACCUGCUCUGUGCAGAGCAAGGAGGCUAUUGUAUGGCUUUAGGGGAGGAUUGUUGUUCCUAUACAAACCAUUCGGGAAUUAUUAGAGAUAACUUGGCUGUGCUCCAGGAAAACCUCGCUAAAAGAGAGAAGGCUCUAAACUGGGAUGACCAAUGGUUCCCCUUCUCAUUCUUAGGUUUCUCAUGGCUAGGAACCCCACUGUCAGCUGUUGCAGGGUCCUCAGCUCCGUGCUCCUGGUGAUUCCAGUCGGCCCCUGCAACAGCAGUGUCUGAGCCAGAUGCACACAUUAGACGAAUGGCUUUUAGGUCCCAGUAUGAACAGGCACCCACCGCAGAGUCAAGGCUUUGACCUAGGACACAUCUAAAAGGGAGAAGGUGAUGAUUUACAUCGUGUUUAAAACUCAGAACCUGCUGUCCACCUGCUCUAGUCUGUAAGCUUUGUAAACUCUGUCCUGCCAGCUAGCUUGUCCAAGAUGAACGACUUCUUGGAAUAUUUGGGCUAGUCUUAAAAACUGCCUUGCCUCGUUUGGUCAAAAUGUUUAACUGCCUCUACUGUUCUUACACGAUAACAGGUUACAAGGUAAAACGGCCGGUUCUGCUUCUGUAUAAAAUGCUUGCUUGCUCAAGCUGAGGCAUCUGCAGGACAUCUGUUACAAAAGCUAAGCUCUGCCUUCACAUAGGCAGAAUGUAUGCAAACUUAACCCCCAAACUGUAACUUUGUGGUUUUUGCCUUUAUAAACCCUACCUUAACGAUAGCUGGGGACACACUUGGAGAGUCUGGAAUCUUGGGUGUAACCCUGGCCAGUGGCUAAUAAAGUCU